AUGGAAGAAUCAGGGAAUUUCAGCGGGCAGAUUUAUACCAGUGGCAAUUCAGAGUUAUCUACUGGAGAGAAGAAAACUGUUAUCGUACUGUACACUAUACUGAUGGUUCUGAUAGUCGUAGGAAAUGGGCUGCUCCUGUUUGUAAUCAUCAAGGCCAAGGAAUUGAAGAGAAGCAGUCGCAUUUUUCUGGUCUCGCUGACCGUGGCCGACCUCUUUGUCGGUGUUGUUGUCAUCCCAGUGCGGAUCGUACCGCAGAUCAUUGACAUCUCAAUUGGCAGCACCUGGACCACGCCUGACCUGUUCUGCGAGGUGUUAUACUUCCUGCAAGUCUUCCUCGUUGGUGCUUCAGUCCUGGCGGUACUGGCCUUGACCAUUGAGAGGUAUCUGGCCGUGGAGAUGCCGAUGAGGUUCCGCUCCAUGGUGACUUCUCGUCGGGCGUGCAUCGUGGUUGCUUGCUCCUGGCUCAUGAGCCUUUGCACGGCGUGUUCCCUCGUUAUCCUAUCGGACUUAUUCGAGGGUCGAGUGGUAGUCUUUGACGGGUCGUCGUCGCUGUGUAAGCCUAUCGUUGACAUACCAAGUGGGGUGAACCUUUUCAGGUUUCUGUGUUUCCUCAUUGUGUAUUUCCUCAUACCACUUUGCAUCACUUUCCUCGCUUCGUUUCGCAUUCUGUACAUCGUGAAGAAUCACACCGCGUAUCAGGAGCAGGCUCCCAAUUCGUCCCACCGCAACCGUGCGCACGGACACACCGCAGCGGGAAGCGGAGCCGAAACACCACCCCAACGGCCGUGCAGUGGAGCUUGCCGUGGACUCUGCAAGUGUUUCCUGCGCAAUAAGAAAGCCUUGGUCACCGUUCUCAUUGUCACAGUUUCUUAUUCAGCCUCCAGUGUACCGUUUGUAGUUUGUAUUUUUUCCUUGCUGUUUUCUCCCUACAGUGUGGACCAAUUUCUCGUUGAACUAGCCAAGUUGUCAUUGUUUACCAGCUGUUUCAUCAAUGUUAUCGUAUACACAAAACGAAGCAGGGCGUUCAGGGGGUCGACCAAACGACUUCUUUGCGUACUACUCCCCGUGAGAUGCAACGCUGUUAGACGAGACCCAAUUAGAUCGCAAUCCAACUACACGAGUGUCACUUCCUCCACACAAGAUACAUACUUGUAA
Molecule: messenger RNA, 1155 nt
Organism: Patiria miniata (bat star)
Lineage: Eukaryota; Metazoa; Echinodermata; Asteroidea; Valvatida; Asterinidae
Product: beta-1 adrenergic receptor-like
Exons: 1
Coding region: 1-1155 (384 amino acids)
Biological process (GO): G protein-coupled receptor signaling pathway
Cellular component (GO): plasma membrane
Molecular function (GO): G protein-coupled receptor activity
Source: RefSeq, a predicted model, not a curated record